AUGGUUGCUGUAACGCGGAGCCAGCUACAAGAGCUCGAUCCACCUCAGCCCUUCUACAACACAGGCGAUACCUCCUCUUUUGCCUACAAGUCUGCCCUCGAGCGCUGGCCCGUCAUCAUCACACAAAUCAUCGAUGACGUCUAUAAAACAGUCAAUACGCUACAAUCGCCGCAAAACAAGGAUCAGAUCAAGGAAGGCCAGCAGAUCAUUGAAGCCAUUGCAAAGAUCAAGUAUGAGGAGACACAUGAUCGUGCACUCGAUCCACUGACGGAAGAUGGCGGUGCGGAUAUCGAGGAUUAUAAUACAGAACUGGCACUGCUAGAUCAGCCAACCUGGUUCAAUGUGCCCUGGCUAUACAGUGAGUGUUAUCUCUACCGCAAGAUUCGGAUACUAUUCACCACUUCAAAUCACUGGCAACAGCAUGACCCUUUCUUCCGUGCAAAGGACGAGACUUUUCGUUCUUCUGGUAUUGCAGUGGAGGAACUUGCUGUGCGAUAUGCAAAGCUCGCCGAUGAUUUGCAUGCCCAUCCAUACAAGAGCAUGUCUAAAGAAGCACAAAAGCUCCUCUUUAUGGAAAUGAGCCAGAUUGCACUGUGGGGCAAUGCAACAGAUUUGAGCUUACUCACCUCACUGAGCUAUGAUGAUUUACAAAAGCUGCAAGGUGCUGAAGCCAUUAAAGCAAGUCAGAAGAAUGUUCUUGUCAAUGAUCUCGACCAAGUCUGGGCAUUGCUGGGCACCCUGCAAGGCGGCAGAAUUGAUAUUGUCCUGGAUAAUGCUGGAUUUGAGUUGUUUGCCGAUUUGAUGCUGACCAUGUACCUGCUGGACACAGGUAUUGCAAAACAAGUUGUCCUACAUCCAAAGGACUUUGCCUGGUUCGUAUCGGAUGUUACGCCACCGGAUAUCGAUCACCUCUUUGCAAGUCUAGCAGAUGCAGAAUCCUACUUUCCAAAUGCAAAGAACAAGCAAGUCCUGCAGACAUUGACUCGUCGAUGGACGCAAAAUUACAAGGACGGCAAGAUUCAAGUCCAUCCUGAUCCAUUCUGGACAACGGCACAUCCCUUCACGCGAUUACCAAGUCUUGCUCCAGCACUCCUCGAGACAUUGACGAAAGCUGACCUGGUCAUCUUCAAGGGUGACUUGAAUUAUCGCAAGCUCGUGGGUGAUGCGACUUGGCCUGCUACAACAGACUUCCAGACUGCCAUUGGCCACUUUGCCAAGAGCAAUGUUCGCAUCUUGUCUUUGCGGACGUGUAAAGCAGAUGUCUGUGUGGGUCUUGCAGAGGGAUUAGAAGAACAAUUGAAUGAAAAGCAUGGCAAACUUGCAUGGCGGACGAAUGGCAAAUUCGCCGUGGUGUCAUUUCAUGAUGGUAAACGGUAG
Molecule: messenger RNA, 1377 nt
Organism: Protomyces lactucae-debilis
Lineage: Eukaryota; Fungi; Ascomycota; Taphrinomycetes; Taphrinales; Protomycetaceae
Product: venom protein 2
Exons: 1
Coding region: 1-1377 (458 amino acids)
Biological process (GO): DNA damage response
Cellular component (GO): cytoplasm; nucleus
Molecular function (GO): phosphatase activity
Source: RefSeq, a predicted model, not a curated record